Messenger RNA from Racocetra persica, 140 nucleotides. The record is from the annotation of a GenBank genome assembly. Lineage: Eukaryota; Fungi; Glomeromycota; Glomeromycetes; Diversisporales; Gigasporaceae.
AAAGUGAUGCCGAAGAAAGUUAUAUUGAAGAAGUAGUACUUUUUGGAACCGUUGCAAGGCCCUUAUUACAUGAACAAGAAGUGCUUAACGGAGAAGAAGAGGAGGAGAUUACUCGACAUACUGUUAGGGAGAAGUUAUUC